AUUAAAUAUUGGUUGAUGAUGAACGGAGGGCAAGAUUGAUGGUGAGGACAAAGGCCUAAACCUAAACCCCAUGGAUCGGGUCCUCCCUUUGCUCCUUCUGCAAUAGCUCCCUGGAUUCCAGCUUUCCGAGAUUUUACCGAUGGCUAUCGCCUGUGCUCAUUGAUGGCAAAGUGGAAAUAACGCAAAAAGGAGGCUGAAAAGGAGGAAGAGAGGAAAGUUUCCAUUUUGAUGGGGUGCAUGAAUUGAGGCCUCACGGCUCACACCCUUCUCCUUCAUCCAAUUCCCACCCCCAAUCCCAGCCUCUGUUAUUGCUUCUUGCCCUAUUUGACCUCCGCUCCUCAUUUAUAUUCUCUCUUCUUCCAGCCUUCAUCCUCGCCCCCCGCCUCUCUCUCUCUCUGUCGCUAUUCCGUCCAAAGUUUUCAUCUUUGUAUCUGUUUCAUCCAAAGUUUACAUCUUGGCCUCUCCCUGCACCGUGGUGUUCGCUUUUCGACCCUCUCCGGGUUCUUUGGCCGUCCCCCGCAAGUUCUCCGACAAGCUUUGGUCGUCUUGGUAUGCUUUGACUUGUUGCGGGGUGGUAGAGGUUUGCUUCGAGACCAUGACGGUGGAGGAGAGGAAGGGGAGCAGAGACCAGUUCCCGGUGGGCAUGCGUGUUCUUGCGGUGGAUGAUGAUCCCAUCUGUCUCAAGUUGUUGGAGGCCCUGCUCGUCCGUUGCCAGUACAGUGUUACGACCACUGAUAAAGCAAUCACGGCACUGAAGCUGUUAAGAGAGAACAAAGACAAAUUUGAUCUGGUUAUCAGCGACGUUCAUAUGCCGGAUAUGGAUGGCUUCAAGCUCUUAGAGCUCAUAGGCCUCGAGAUGGACCUGCCGGUUAUUAUGUUGUCUGCAAAUGGUGAAACCCAAACUGUGAUGAAGGGAAUCACUCAUGGUGCUUGUGACUACCUGCUGAAGCCUGUGCGGAUCGAGGAGCUGAGGAACAUAUGGCAGCAUGUCAUCAGGAGGAGGAAGUUUGAAAGAAGAUGCGACAACGAUCCCGACAGUAGGGAAGAUGGUCAAAAGGCUCAUAUUGGAAGUUCUGAAGAUGGUCAGGGGGUCGCUGAUCAUAAUGGACAAAGUAACAAGAAGAGGAAGGAUCAGAUUGAAUUCGACGAAGAUGAUAGUGAAGACAACAUGCAAGAGAACGAAGACCCAUCUACCCAGAAGAAGCCUAGGGUUGUUUGGACUGUUGAGCUGCACAGGAAAUUUGUUGCUGCUGUCAACCAACUGGGUAUCGACAAGGCUGUGCCUAAGAAAAUACUUGAUCUUAUGAAUGUUGAAAAGCUGACAAGGGAGAAUGUUGCAAGCCAUCUACAGAAGUACAGACUCUAUCUGAAAAGGCUCAGUGCAGUGGCAGGCCACCAAGCUAGCUUGGUUGCAGCUGUUGGAUGUAGAAACCCUUCCUAUCUUCAUAUGUCUUCUUUAAGUGGUCUCAGAAAUUACUCUACGCUGGGUGGAUCAAGACAACUGCCGACCCUCGGAUCUCUUCAACUGAAUGGGCUCGGUAGAAUAAAUGGUCCAUCGACACUUGGAAUGCAUGGCCUGCUGCCUUCUCAGACAGUUCAGCUUGUUGGUUUGCACAAAAAUGCAAGCAAUCCAUGUGAUGAUAUAGGGAAGAUCCAAAGGAUCGCUUUACCUGGAAAUCAUCAAGUGAAUUUGCAUCAGGGGAUGCCCAGGAAUUCAGAGUUAGAGCAAUUUCAACAACCUUUGUUAAUGCAGGAAUCAAAAGACCAUUUGCCUGCGAGCUUAUAUGGCAAUGGGCUUGCAUCUGGUCCUUGCAGUGGUUCUUUUCCUAAUGUUCCUGACAACGCUCUGUUACUGCAAGAAAAUAAGCAGCGCAAUCAACCUGGAGGAUUAGGCAAACCUUCAUCAGUUAGAAUGUCUUCCUCAAGCUCAGAGCUUUAUACGAUUGAUCUUCCAGAUGUUUCACAGUUUCCUAAUAUCACUGAUAGAUGCAAUGACUCAUGGCAGGGUGCUGUUGGAUCAACCGAGUAUUCUACGAAUACACUGCAUAUCUCUCUUAGUCAUAAUGAUUUUUCUCCUGGUAAUAUUGGAGGAAAAUUUUCUUCAAUGAAUUCACAUGCAGCCACCAAAGCUCUUGAUGAAUCUCCAAGAGUCGCAGCUGGUAGUGGUGGACAAAACCGAGUUCGUCCACUUAAUGAGAACACAAUAGCUAUGCCUGCAGGUGUUAACAAGGAUCCCAAGUUCUCAAACUUCAAUGUAAUAGGCAACUCUGGACAGAAAUGGGAUUAUACCUUUAAUUCAAAUGUCAUUUCAAGUACUUCAUCAAAUUCUUUGUUGCCCAAUCUUCGGAUUACUGAUGCAGCUACUCAGUGUCAGACACCAGGAAGUGUCUUUUCCAACAAAAGGUUGGAUGUUGAUGCAAUAGGCCAAGUACAUUUUGGUCCUCCACUGGUCACACAGAAUUGCAUCAUUGAUAAGUCAACUGGUGAUAGUCAGCUGAACUUUAGGAGUGAAUAUGCACUGGAGACGACGAGUCUGCAGAGUGGUCUAAAUUCUGACGGUUGCAGUUUUGAUGAUCUUGUGAAUGCUAUGAUUAAGACAGUGGAUGUUGCUCAUUAUUCUUUGGGUUAAAUGACCAUGUUGGCACACCUCUUCCACGGCUUUGUCAUUCCGCUACCCAUUCUCGUGAUAGAUAUGCAAUAAUAUGUGGUCACUGUGUGGUUACUUUCAAGGACAUUGAGACAAAGGCAAUUAUUACAUUGAACAUUAUGAUAUCUGAAUAAUUAGAUAUUCAAAAUUGGAAUAUGGUGUGGAAUGAUAGGUCAAUAUUAUUGAAGGCCGAUUUCCAGAUGGAUUUGUGUUCUUUAUCAAAAAGGGUACCGGCAUCACUAGGGUCAAUUCUGAUGUCAAAUGAGGCAAAUUGCUUAUUCUGUAUCUACCAGAAUACUAAACAUUGCAAAUGAGGCAAAUGCUGCUCUACCUUCCUAAAUUAAGGUCACUUCUCAUCUGUUGAGAAAAACAGCUGCAGAUACAUCCUGACCACUUUCUCAUACUGCAGUACCUGCUGCACCGCACGAUUGGGGGAUUAAAAUAUAAGCUUUGUUGACAUAGAAACUUAGUCAUGUUCUGCGAUUUUGAUUCUUAAUAACAUUGUUCCGGCUGUAAGUAUCUUGAUUGAACAGUUGUUGCUACUGGGUGCUAAUCCAUGUUUUUCUUCUUAUGCAUCAAACUUUAUGAUAAAAGAAAACGAGCGACUCUAUAGACAUGGUAUGACUAUGCUCUUCAUGUUGUUCAUCAACACCAAUUUCAUCGUUAUUUUUUUUCCUUUGAAACCUUUUUUAUGUUUGACUUAUGGAUAACUACGGAUUGUGUAGCGCAUUGUAUCCAUGUUAUUUUCAGUGUUAAGAUCCUCCCGCUUGUCUAAUUUCGUUG
Musa acuminata AAA Group (dessert banana) is the source of this 3430-nucleotide messenger RNA. RefSeq names its product two-component response regulator ORR24-like. The transcript is spliced from 6 exons. NCBI's taxonomy places the organism in Eukaryota, Viridiplantae, Streptophyta, Magnoliopsida, Zingiberales, Musaceae. Bases 596 to 2629 code for a protein of 677 amino acids. The record is from RefSeq and is a predicted model, not a curated record. Gene Ontology annotation, biological process: phosphorelay signal transduction system; cytokinin-activated signaling pathway. Gene Ontology annotation, molecular function: DNA-binding transcription factor activity; DNA binding.